Molecule: messenger RNA, 1945 nt
Organism: Aureobasidium uvarum
Lineage: Eukaryota; Fungi; Ascomycota; Dothideomycetes; Dothideales; Saccotheciaceae
Source: the annotation of a GenBank genome assembly
CAUGGCGUAUCCACAGACCUCGUUCAUCUACACCUCUCUCACCCCCGAGACUUUACUUGGCCAGCGCCGACGAGCCGUCGCAGCAAACACUCUUCAGUACCAGCUCGAUGUACUCAAGAAGACUGGACGCUACGAUGCGUUCAAGUUGAAAUGGCAUCCAGUGUACGAUUGCGCGCCAGAAGUGUGGCCCAUUCCAGACCAUCUCUUCUGGGACUCAGAUGUCGCAAAGUGGAUAGAGGGCGCUUGCUAUUUUCUACAACAAGAAUGCAUGCCAAGUAUUGCCGAUGCAGUGGACGAGCUGGUGGACAUGAUCAGAUCCGCUCAGCAGCCAGAUGGCUACUUGAACAUACACUACACUGUGGUCGACCCGGGCAACCGCUUCACGAAUCUCAAGGACAUGCAUGAACUUUACAACUGCGGGCACUUGAUUGAGGCUGCCCUAGCACAUCAUGCUCUUUACGACAACGAUCAGCUUCUGAGUCCCAUCUGCUCUUACGUGGAUCUUUUGUGCGAAACCUUCGGACCAGGUGCGGAACAAACGCAUGGCUAUCCUGGACACCCCGAGAUCGAGCUCGCUCUUCUCCGUCUUUAUGAACGCACUGGGGUCCAACGCUAUCUCUCACUGGCAAGAUACUUUAUCACAGAAAGAGGCAGUGCAACUGGUUGUGAUGGGAGACAUUACUUCGACGUGGAGGCUGAGAAGCGUGGGGCGGAUCCAAACAUGAAACCCGCUUUCUAUCCUGAGCCUCGCUCGCUAUGGUAUCACCAGGCACAUGCACCCAUCGCCGAGCAACAAACUAUCGAGGGCCACUCAGUUCGAGCCAUGUACCUCCUGACCAGUGUUGCGGAUCUUGUACGCAUUGACCAAGGUCAUUCCGAUUUACAGGCUGCGACGUACAAGUUGUGGAAUAACAUGGUCAAUCAGAAGAUGUACUCUACUGGUGGUAUUGGUGCUAUCAAGCAGUGGGAAGGCUUUGGUCUGGAUUACUUCUUGCCGCAAGGAAGCUCAGAAGGCGGUUGCUACUCGGAGACGUGCGCCGCGAUCGGAGUCAUGAUGCUGGCUCAAAGAUUGCUCCAGAUCGAUUUGGAAGGAAAAUUCACCGACAUCAUGGAAUUGUGUCUGUACAACGCCGUCCUGACCGCGAUGUCCACAGACGGCAAAAAGUUCACCUACGUCAAUCAACUGGCGUCAAGUGACGAGGAUCUUUCUCAACGCGAUGACUGGUUUACAGUCGCAUGUUGUCCACCGAACAUGUUGCGCCUGCUGGGAACUAUUGGUGGCUAUAUCUGGUCUUACCAGUCUAUAGCCACAGAGAAGAGAGCGCAGAUCGAUGUGCAUCUGUAUAUAGGUUCCAAGCUUGCUUUCGAGUGCGGCGAAAACACGAUAGCGCUCGAGCAAGAGACCAACUGGCCAUCUUCCGGAGAUGUGAAAUUCAAACUGCACUCCAACUCGGUCAAGGUCGACCUUCGGCUAAGGAUUCCAGGCUGGGCCGAGUCAUGGAAGAUCAUGCCAGAAUGUCCGAAUGCAGUCCUAAAGAAAGGAUAUCUUUCGGUUCCCUCUGACUGGCUGGGACAGCAUCCAGAAUUCAUCCUUUCCAUACCGCUCAAGGCUCGCAUAUUGGCUUCGCAUCCUCUCACUAAUCAGAGUACUGUCACGGUCGCCAGAGGUCCUGUGGUAUACUGUGUGGAAGACUUUGAUAACGCUUGGGUUCAAGACCACUUUGCACAUGUCCAAGAUAAGAGUUCAGGAGACUCGUUUGUUGCUCUCACAGUCACGCAUGGCGCUUCAGUCUUGAACACCGACGCUUUUGAAGAGACUCCAUUUCUGCUAGACGAUGGUCUUAGUAAAGGUACACCACUGCCGAGCCUCGAGUUCGUCCCAUACUACUUCCGCGCCAAUCGAGGAGGAAAAGGGCAUAUGCGCGUGGGCCUCAAGAGAGCGAUC